AUGGCUUUUGAAAUUGACAAGGCAUGUCUUGUAUCCAUCAUGAUCGAGUCAAUGCUUUUCGGCAUUUUUACCGUGCUUUACGUAUUGGCGUCAUACUUACUUCAUUAUAAAACGACUGUGAGCGGCCCUUUGAGAAUAAGGUUCUUUUGGGCGUUGUCUGUGAUGUAUAUCCUCGGUCUUAUGCAUCUUGCCGUCAAUAUGGAACGCUCUUUAAAAGGCUUUACCGAUAGUUAUGUCGAAACAGGAGGAUCUACGGACUACUUAAGCACAAAGCAGGGCUUCCUAGACGUGUCCAGAAUUGUAAUAUAUGCCCUCCAAAGCUUGAUAGGGGAUGUCUUAAUUCUAUAUCGUGUAUAUAUUGUCUGUAGUGGAGAUAAGCGAGUGUUGAUACCCGCCCUUGCCGUAUUCAUUGGCGGAUUCGCAAGUGGUAUUGGAAUGAUCGUUUCAUUUUCGAAGCAAAACUUUAAUUUCUCGUUGGCCUCCAACCCGCUGAAUUGGAUGAUUGCAUUCUUUUCAUUUAGUUUUAUUGUGAAUUUCGGCGGAACAGUUGCUAUCACACUCCGCAUCUGGUUGACAAGACGAAAGAUGCCCGCUGCAACUCCGACUUUCGACCUAUCGCCUCUCGUCGUAGUGUUGCUUGAUCCUGGGAUAUUCUACUCAAUUUCCCUCUUAGGCCUUUUCGGACUAUUUUUGGCGCGCUCUCUUGGACUUGCUGUAGUAGUCGAAUGGAUAACACAGAUAAUCGGCAUUGUCUUCUCGUUGAUCAUUAUUCGCAUUGGAUUCAAGAGGAUUUGGAACGGACGAUUAGAGUAUCCGUUUACGCAAAGGAUGAAGCGCCUACUUCCAAUGCCAGCGGGUGCGGGCAGUGACCGUACUAGCAAGAGUGAGACGAGCAGGGAUAGUGAAGAUAAACUGUGA
Messenger RNA from Fomitiporia mediterranea MF3/22, 918 nucleotides. RefSeq lists its product as uncharacterized. The transcript has 8 exons. The record is from RefSeq and is a predicted model, not a curated record. The coding region runs from base 1 to 918 and encodes 305 amino acids. Lineage: Eukaryota; Fungi; Basidiomycota; Agaricomycetes; Hymenochaetales; Hymenochaetaceae.